CGGCAGCUAGACGCAAUCUACGCGUGUCCAACAUUAUACUAGACACGCCGUCACCGAGUUCUUUACUGUCUCACCGUCUCUGUUGUGUCCGUCUGCGAUGCUGUGCAAGUCGGUCGUCACUUCCUCAACCAUCUAAUUGGCGCUUGCGCAUAAUCCCUCCGACACCGUUAUCACCCGCGUUUUCCCCAUAUCUGGGCAUUGCGCACCCGACACCUACUCUCCCACCUACAGACCACUCCUCCUUCUCAACAUAGUUUUUGAGUUUGCACGUGCAGUGUAAUUGUCCGUAAUUGCCCUAUCUUUCCUCUGCCUGUUCACCGCCUGAACCAUCCUCCACCCCACGCCUAUGCCGCCAAAACGAAAGCGGUCCAUCACUCUAUCGUCGGUCAAGAAAGACGUCAUGGACGCUGUGCAGCCCUCAUCGCGCGACGCCUCGGACGAGGGUGCCUCGGACCCUGUUCUCCAGGCCGUCGCGUCCAAGAAGGAGCGCCAGGCCGAUACUAAUGGCACCACUACCAAGCGGGUCCGCGUUAAGAGCGCCCACGGCGACGAAGAUACCGACGAGGAUGAGCGCGCGAGCAAGAAGAGCCGGCGCACGUCAUCGCUCGCCGGCGACGACCACGGCGAGGGUGGUGAGGCUGGCAGCAUGCGCAUGGAGCCUCCACCCAAAGCUGGUCUCGUCGACCCAGUCGGCUACAAGACGAAUCCCCCGCCAGAGGGACGCCCGGUCAGGAUAUAUGCAGACGGUGUUUUUGACCUGUUCCACAUUGGCCACAUGCGCGCCCUCCAGCAGGCCAAGACAGCCUUCCCCAACGUCCAGCUUAUAGUUGGCGUCACGGGUAACAAGGAGACACAUAAGCGCAAGGGUCUUACCGUCCUAUCGGCGAGAGAGCGUGCUGAGAGUGUGCGCCAUUGCAGAUGGGUCGACGAGGUUAUUGAGGACUGCCCGUGGAUUGUGACCGCUGAGUUCUUGUUGAAGCACAACAUUGACUACGUUGCCCACGACGACCUUCCCUACGGUGCAGACGAGGGUGACGACAUCUACGGCCCGAUCAAGGAGCGAGGCAUGUUCCUCGUCACCCAAAGAACUGAGGGUCUCAGCACAACGGGUAUCAUCACAAAAAUCGUCCGCGACUACGACCAAUACAUCGACCGCCAACUCAAACGCGGCACCUCGCGCAAAGAACUCAACGUGUCCUGGCUCAAAAAGAACGAGCUCGACGUCAAGCGCACCAUGGCCGAGCUCCGCGACAGCAUCAAAGCAAACUGGACAACAACCGGCCAGGAACUCAGCAAAGACUUCCGCCAAUUCUGGCAAUCGAGCCGGCCUGCCAGCCCCGCCCGCACACCCACGCGCGAGCAGUCGCAGGCAGAAACUAUGGAAGCAGCCAACGUUGCUCGUUCUCCUUCUGCGAUUUCGCGACUGAGUCACCUCGAUAUUCCAAGGGCGAAUAAUACGAGGGAGAGUUCAGAGUUUGCGGCGGGUUAUAAUUUGGGGUUGAUUGGUGGUGUGAGGUCUUGGAUGGCACGCAGUCGCCGCAACCUAAACGACAGCCGGCCCCAAUCCCCCAUCGACGACAGCUCCGACGAACAGGAAGCUAGGAGUCCUCAACAUAAAGGAGAGCAGCAGGAAGUGACCCGUGGUCGUACGGGUAAACAGACGAAGAGCGAACCUGCUAUGGAUACUGCGGCUUAGGAUGCUGUAAAUCACUACCUAUAUUAGGGCUUUCGAUGGCAACAAACGGUAGUCGGAUCGAUGUUGUCCGCCGUUUAUCCUUUCGACCUAGCAAGCACGCAAGCAAGCACAUACCGUGGAUUAGGUCGCUUGUGCGACGGAAUGUGU
Molecule: messenger RNA, 1843 nt
Organism: Alternaria rosae
Lineage: Eukaryota; Fungi; Ascomycota; Dothideomycetes; Pleosporales; Pleosporaceae
Exons: 3
Coding region: 347-1696 (449 amino acids)
Biological process (GO): CDP-choline pathway
Cellular component (GO): nuclear envelope
Molecular function (GO): phosphatidylcholine binding; choline-phosphate cytidylyltransferase activity
Source: RefSeq, a predicted model, not a curated record